CACCCGCCGCCACGCCCCCCAUUUCUGCACUUCAUUUCCUACUUUGCACUGUACACUUGUAUAUCCACUCUGCUCUUGAGAUUAUCACCCUUUAUUUGGAUGUUACAGUAUUACAUGUCCUUGUUCAUUUCACCACUGGAUGUGACAGAAGAAUUCAUCUUACAACAAUGAGGUCAUCUGUGUUAAAGCAACUCCAGGAGGCGGUGGCUUGCAACAGAGACCAAAUAGGCGGCCAACAUCAGAAACUUCAUCUCAGUAAAUCAAUGGCAAUGAUAAGGCCACUUCUUCGACAUGGAACCCUGGGCACUGCACUCAGUCCACCCCAAUUAGAAUUGUGUUUGGAAGCAACUCUCAGGACAGUAGAGGGGAAGCCAACAAUAGCUCAGAAACCUGCAUCUCAACAUGAAAGUGAGACAGUGUAGAACAAAGACGGGCAUCUGACCCUGAGGGAGAGAUGACGCCGGUUACAGGAGGUAUCGUAGUUUUCCCCAACACUUCCUCACUUCAUGUCCUAUACGUCCACCCAGGAAUCUGCAGCAGCACUUAUACUGCUUUCACAGUAAGCUGAUUAAACGAACCAAGAUGAUGAGGACCAGGGUCAUCUUUCUUCUAGCAAGCACCUCACUUCUUACCCUCUGUCAAGCCCAGGAGCUGAGCCUUGAUGACAUGGAGCUGGUGGCCAGAACCACAGACUUUGCUUUUAGUCUGUAUCGCAAGAUUGCCAGCACCAGUGAUGAUAACAUCUUCCUUUCACCACUAACUGCAGCAGCGAGCCUGGCGGCUUUGUCAGGAGGAACCCAGAGCACCACUCGUACAGAACUCCUGGAGGGCCUUGCCCUGUCAUCCCUAGAGCAGGAUGGUCAGGCCAGCCGAAUCCCAGAACUCUUCCAGAAGCUAGAUGACAUCCUUACCCAAGAUGGAGCUUUCCAAUCUGACAGGGCCAUUGCUUUCUUCCUCAGCCAGAAGGUGGAGGUACAGAAAGUCUUCAGUGACCAGUUUAAGAAGUUCUUCAAGGCAGAUUUACCUGAAGUUGACUUCUCAAAUCCCGAGGCCAGCAAAUUCACUAUAAACCAAUACAUCAGGACGCAGACUAGAGGCAAAGUAGCUUCUGAUGUUGGUAAUAUUGAUCCCGAAACCCAGCUGAUGCUCAUCAACACCAUCUUCUUUCAAGUGAAAUGGGACCUCCCAUUCAACUCAAGUUUCACGCAGGAGGAACGCUUUUAUGUGAACAAGUAUAACAUUGCCCAGGUGCCGAUGAUGUUCCGAGCAGACAAGUACUACUUAGCCUAUGACCGCUCCCUGAAACUGGGGGUACUGAAGCUGCCAUGUCAGGGCAAGGUAGCCAUGUUGGUCCUCUUGCCAGACAAGGAUGUUGACUACACUGCUAUUGAUGAGGAACUAACUCCCGAGCGCUUCCGUGGCUGGGUGAAACAGCUCAAGAAAACCAAAUUGGAAGUGCAGCUGCCAAGGUUCAAGCUCGAGCGGAGCUACUCCAUGCAGAAGAUCCUUCCUGACCUUGGCAUUGUUGAUAUUUUUGAGAACAAAGCCGAUCUCUCUGCGCUCAGCAAAGAGGCAAGACUGAAGGUGUCUCAGGUGCUUCUCAAAGGUGGGAUCGAAGCUGACGAGAAAGGUUUAUCGAAUUCUGCAACGAUGGCGAGCAGCAUCACCGAGGUUUCCAUGCCUCCCCGCCUGACCAUCAACAGGCCGUUCCUUUUCCUCAUCUACCAUGAGGUCACCAACAGUCUGUUAUUUAUGGGACGAGUGAUUGACCCCACCAAGAAUUGACCAGGAGAGAGUACUAUACACAGCAAGCAUGCUUCUCACGCAAGAUCUCAUGCUACUGGUUUUGUUUCAGCUGAACCAAACAUAAAAUCCUAUAUACUUUGUGCUGCCUCCCAUAAACCUUCUUGCUUUGGUUUUCUUAGACUGAAGAGAGGAAGUUAUUAACAAGGAAAAUGCAAGAGUCCAUUCAUUAUGCUAAAGCUGAAAUGAAAUUAGAAAGAUUUAUUGACAUUCGAAAGCCAGAACAGCUUUACUCGUGUGUGAAGAUCAAUGUUUAUAACUUUUGGUUGAAGUAGAUCACAUAGAUUGCACCUGAGAUGUUUCAUUCAGAAAAGAAAUUUUAAACCUGGUAUGACUGUAAAAUGGCUGAUAUAGCUGUCCUGACCUAUAAAUUAGAAAUAAAAAGAUGAAAUGCAUGU
Molecule: messenger RNA, 2201 nt
Organism: Scleropages formosus (Asian bonytongue)
Lineage: Eukaryota; Metazoa; Chordata; Actinopteri; Osteoglossiformes; Osteoglossidae
Product: protein Z-dependent protease inhibitor-like
Exons: 5
Coding region: 583-1785 (400 amino acids)
Biological process (GO): blood coagulation
Molecular function (GO): serine-type endopeptidase inhibitor activity
Source: RefSeq, a predicted model, not a curated record